Molecule: messenger RNA, 1547 nt
Organism: Scophthalmus maximus (turbot)
Lineage: Eukaryota; Metazoa; Chordata; Actinopteri; Pleuronectiformes; Scophthalmidae
Gene: tmub1
Product: transmembrane and ubiquitin-like domain containing 1
Exons: 3
Coding region: 442-1242 (266 amino acids)
Molecular function (GO): protein binding
Source: RefSeq, a predicted model, not a curated record
UCGUGUAGUUCUUUAUCAUUUGUAUGAACAUUUGUUUAGUCUACUUCACACUUGUCUUGUUCCCCGUGUCAAUAAAGUUCCUUUGAAUUGAAAUAAACAGACAGGCAGCAUGACGUCACCGGGGGCCAGCCUGGGCAGAAGUAUAGAAGAAGUACAGCAGAAAAAUAGCAGCAGAAGAAGAAGAAGAAGAAGAAGAAGAAGAAGAAGAAGAAGAAGAAGAAGAAGAAGAAGAAGAAGAAGAAGAAGAAGAAGAAGAAGAAGAGACGACGACGACGACGACGGCGGCGGCGGAAGAAGAAGAAGAAGAAGACGACGAAGAAGAAGAGGCGGCGGCGGAAGCAGGAAGUGAACCGUGUCGGGACAGAUUAGCCUGGUUAGCUUCAGGCUAACGCGCUGUGAUGUUUUUCGGCUGAACUGUGUGUGACCUGCGUUGCCAGGGCGAUGGCUCUGAUUGAAGGCGUGGGGGACGAGGUGACGCUGCUGUUCUCCUUCCUGCUGGUGCUCCUGGUGCUGCUGCUCGCCUGGGUCUCCACCCGCACCUCCGAACCCCCGGAGCACCUGUUCACCUCUGCCACAGGCCCCGCCCCCUCGCUGAGGACUGACUCCACCCAUCAAGACACGUUCCCCACCUCCUCUUCAUCACCCUCCAGCUCCAUCAGUGAAGCUUCCACUGCCUCCGCCCAGGAGGAGAAGCAUGAGGAGGGAGGAGGAGGAGGGGAGGGAGGGGAGGGGGGAGGAGGAGACGGGGUGAGGAGCAGAGGAGGAGGAGCAGGAGCAGGAGCAGAGUCUUCCUCACCUCAGAGGAACAUGGUCGUCAGACUGAAGUUUCUCAACGACACAGAGAGAACAGCUCAGGUGGAACCACAGGACACCAUCGGAUACAUCAAACGGACCUACUUUGCGGGUCAGGAGCAGCAGGUGCGGUUGAUCUAUCAGGGUCAGCUGCUGCAGGAUGAUACACAGACCCUCUCCUCUCUGAACCUGGUGCACAACUGCGUCCUGCACUGUCACAUCUCCCAGAAUGCCGGGCGGGGGCCAGCGGGGGGACCGCGGCCCGCGGACCAGGUGCAGGUGGCUCUGAACGUGGGCAGCCUGAUGGUGCCACUGCUGGUCCUCAUGCUGUCGGUGCUGUGGUACUGUCAGAUCCAGUACCGGCAGUUCUUCACGGCGCCGGCCACCGCCUCGUUGGUCGGAGUCACCAUCUUCCUCACCCUGGUGGCCUUCGGAGUUUACCGCCGCUAGCUGCUCCCUUAUUGGCUGUUGAGAUGAUAUGUCCUCCCUCUCUGAGGAAACUGACACUGACGGAGCUCAUGUUUGUUGUUGUUUCUGUUGCCACUGAGAUGGUGUAAACAAGGACUUUAAUUUUUAUUUUUUUUAGAUUAUGUUUCUGUAGUUUCCUCAUCUUCAUCAUUGUGCCUCUUUUACUGAGUUUAUGUCGACUGACAGACUGUAACAACAGGUCUCUCUCUCUCUCUGUCUGUGUCUGUCUUUCUGUCUGUUUGUCUGUAAAGCUUUUGAAGAGAAAAUCUAUUAAAUCAUUUAUUUAU